UAAUUCCGAACUCAUUUAUGAUCUUGUUAAUACGGUAGUGUCCAAGUAUGCCACGGCAACAUAAUUACCCGCCAAAACCCCCACUUAAUUGGGUUUGAUGAUAUACAUUUCCUAAAAUUCCUUCUUUAACCUCCCUCCAUUUUUGCCGGAAAUUCCAGCCAACAACUUUUUGCUCAAUCUCUUAUUUUUAUUUUUAUUUUCUCUCAAAAAAGCUGAGUCCUUUCUACUUUGAUCAUUUCUUUUUUCUUUGUUUUUUUUUUUUUUUUUUUUUUUUUUUGUUUAAUCAAGUGUCAUGUUAAAUUUUUUUAUUAAUAUUUUGAUCAUAUAUAAAUUCAUGAUUCAUCUGGGUUGAUUUAUAAAUUGCUGAAAAUUUCUGCAUUUCGCCUGAAUUCUUGGUUCCAAUUUUAGUUUUGAUUUCUGGGUUUUUGUGGGUGUUUUGAUUUUUUUCUUUUCUCUUUUAAAUGAUUCAUUUUUUGUAAAUGUCAACCAUUUAAUCCAUUUUCACACCCCAAAAAUCUCAACAAUUUUUUGAAUUUUGAAUUUAAAAACCCCAAAUUCUUUUUUAAUCUUGUUAAUUCUUUCAUUAUUCAAUUUUUCAUUAUUCAAUUUUUCAUUAUCAAACUUGAAUUUGAUGUUAAUUUCCACUAUUUUUGACUUUUGAGGAAAAAAGUUUUGUUCUUUAUUUAAUUUCCUUUCAAAUUUUGUCAAUAAGAAGUAUCAAUACUAUAUUGCUAACAGCUGCAUGCAUCUUGUUUGAUAAAAGUCCUCAACCAAAAAACACAAAAAUUUUUUCUUCACAUUGACAAAGAAAUUGUAAGAUACUAUCUUAAGUUUUGAAUAUUUAUAUUUCUGGGUUUUUCCAGAAAAGGGUAAAUUAUGGGUUGUUUUCCAUGCUUUUCAUCACAAAGGAGGAAAGCAGGGAGGCACAAUAGCAGAAGGAAUGUUGCUUCGCCUCAACACGAAACUCAGGGAGCUAGAGAAACAACUUAUAGUAUGAAUGAUCAUAGGGAAAAUGGGGACAAUAAUAUUGCAGCACAGACUUUUACUUUCAGAGAGCUCGCGACUGCAACGAAGAAUUUCCGUCCAGAAUGUCUGUUAGGUGAAGGUGGGUUUGGAAGAGUGUACAAGGGCCAUCUUUCAAAUGGACAGACUAUAGCAGUAAAGCAACUCGAUCGAAAUGGCUCGCAAGGGAAUAAAGAAUUUCUUGUUGAGGUUCUGAUGCUUAGUCUUCUACACCAUUCAAACCUAGUUAAUCUCAUAGGCUACUGUUCUGAUGGAGAUCAGAGGCUUUUGGUUUAUGAAUUCAUGUCUUUAGGAUCUUUGGAAGACCAUCUGUUUGAUAUUUCGCGGGAGCUAAGACCAUUAGAUUGGUAUAAUAGAAUGAAAAUAGCAUUGGAUGCUGCCAAGGGAUUAGAAUAUCUUCAUGAUGCAGCAAGCCCUCCUGUCAUCUACCGGGACUUGAAAUCAUCUAAUAUAUUGCUAGAGAAACACUACCACGCAAAGCUCUCUGAUUUUGGACUAGCAAAGCUUGGUCCUACAGGGGAAAAUUCGCAUGUUUCUACUAGAGUUAUGGGAACCUAUGGUUAUUGUGCACCAGAAUACCAAAGAACAGGUCGACUAACAACUAAGUCCGAUGUAUACAGUUUUGGAGUUGUUUUACUGGAGCUAAUUACAGGGCGAAGAGUCAUUGACACCAAUAGACCAAAUCACGAGCAGAAUCUUGUCACUUGGGCACAACCAUACUUCAGUAAUCCAAUAAAAUACCCACAGUUGGCUGAUCCUCUUCUUGAUGGGGAUUUUCCAGUGAGGGGCUUAAACCAGGCUGUGGCAAUAGCAGCAAUGUGCCUUCAGGAAGAAGAAAAUGCACGGCCUUAUAUGAGUGAUGUGGUGACCGCCCUCAAUUACCUGACAGUAGACCCACAUGAAGGCUAUACUUCUCCUGAUGGUUCUCCUGUCAGUCAAUACACUGACUGUAACAAUCACCAGGUCCAAGGACAUCACGAUCAAAGUGCUAUAGAGCGCCAGAGAGCAUUAGCAGAAGCCAUGGAAUGGGGCUCUACUCACACUGCUCUAUCCCGGGCUACUAGCUAUAACUCAACAGCAUAAAUCUUUUUUUUCAUUUUUUGUCCUAUGGUAUGACUUUGCUAAUAGCAAUGCAUAAUGCAACCUAAGGCAGUAUAACAAAUUUGUUACGUAAGUGCAAUGUGUUGGAGUUUGGAUUUGCCAAAUUGUGCAGUUUUUUUGUUUCGAGGAUACAAAUGCAUAUAUGAGAGGGAAAGUGGUGUCUUGACAGUUGAGCUCUACAUUUGUGGACUUGUUGAACUCCUGAAAGACGAAUCUGUAUAAUGAUAUAUGAGGGCAGAAUGCUCAAAUUUCUAAUGGAUCUUGUACAAACAGUAAUAAACGUCUUUCCUAAAUGUUAAAGUGUUA
This is a messenger RNA of Chenopodium quinoa (quinoa), 2430 nucleotides long. RefSeq names its product probable serine/threonine-protein kinase PBL25. The transcript has 5 exons. Lineage: Eukaryota; Viridiplantae; Streptophyta; Magnoliopsida; Caryophyllales; Amaranthaceae. The coding region runs from base 877 to 2106 and encodes 409 amino acids. The record is from RefSeq and is a predicted model, not a curated record. Gene Ontology annotation, biological process: protein phosphorylation. Gene Ontology annotation, molecular function: ATP binding; protein kinase activity.